GGGAGUGAGAGCCAUGUGUGAGAUAGGGAGUCAGAGGGGUUUGGACGGUCGCUGGCACUGCUCCGCGGCUCAGUCGACUGAUGACCUGCUGGUGGCCUCAGCAGAAUGUCCGAGUGAUGACGAGGAUAUCGACCCCUGUGACCCCAGCUCAGCGCGCCCGCCCCUCCCAGAGGUGAAGCUGUUCCCGGAGCCGUCGGAGGUGGUGCGGGAGUCCAGCAGCACCACGGGGAUGGUGGUGGGCAUCGUGGCCGCCGCCGCCCUCUGCAUCCUCAUCCUGCUCUACGCCAUGUACAAGUACCGCAACCGCGACGAGGGCUCGUACCACGUGGACGAGAGCCGCAACUACAUCAGCAACUCGGCCACCCAGCCCAACGGCUCGGCCAAGGACAAGCCGCUGGGCAUCGCCAAGAUCUCCAAGAGCAAGAAGAACAAGGACAAGGAGUACUACGUCUGAGGGCCGCCCGCCGCCACCACCGCCACCUCCACCACCACCACCACCACCGCGAUACCACCACCA
Molecule: messenger RNA, 517 nt
Organism: Gadus chalcogrammus (walleye pollock)
Lineage: Eukaryota; Metazoa; Chordata; Actinopteri; Gadiformes; Gadidae
Product: neurexin-1a-beta-like
Exons: 3
Coding region: 14-454 (146 amino acids)
Source: RefSeq, a predicted model, not a curated record